This is a messenger RNA of Dendronephthya gigantea, 782 nucleotides long. RefSeq lists its product as uncharacterized. The transcript is spliced from 2 exons. The record is from RefSeq and is a predicted model, not a curated record. NCBI's taxonomy places the organism in Eukaryota, Metazoa, Cnidaria, Anthozoa, Malacalcyonacea, Nephtheidae. Gene Ontology annotation, molecular function: nucleic acid binding. Bases 54 to 782 code for a protein of 242 amino acids. Gene Ontology annotation, biological process: DNA integration.
CCCAGCUUGUUGGUCUACGUUCACUGAACUUCACAUGGAAAGCAAUUUCAGAUAUGCUUGGUGUGUCUGUGAAAACAAUUUUACGUCGAAGACAUGAACUCUCUUUACCAGUUGGGGAGGACACUUAUACUUGUAUUACAGAUGAAGAAUUGGACGAGAAAAUUUCAUCUAUUCUCACUUCAUCACCAAACUCAGGAGAAAGAAUGGUUAUGGGCGCACUUACUGCAAAGAAUCUUAAAGUUAAAAGGGAGAGAGUCCGUGCAUCAAUUUUCCGUGUCGAUCCAGUGAAUCGAAUGCUUCGAAGACAUACCUCAAUCAAAAGAAGAGUUUAUAAUGUCCCCACUCCAAAUGCACUAUGGCAUUUGGAUGGGAAUCAUAAGCUCAUACGAUGGAGAAUGGUGAUUCAUGGAGGUAUAGAUGGGUAUUCCAGAGCAGUUGUGUUCCUCCAAUGCUCUAAUAACAAUGAGGCUGUAACUGUCUUGGAACAGUUUUUGCAUGGUACUAGAAAAUUUCACUUUCCUCGUCGUAUACGCACAGAUCAUGGAACAGAAAAUGUGGAAGUUGCAAGAUACAUGUUGCAGAAGUACAACAUACAAUCCAAUCCUGUUAUUACAGGCAGAUCGGUCCACAAUCAGAGGAUUGAACGGUUGUGGAAGGAUGUCUUCACAUAUGUGCUGCAACAUUACCAUAAUCUUUUCUAUUUCCUUGAGGCAAAUGGUGACCUUGAUACAGACAAUGAAAUUCAUAUGUUUGCUUUACAAUAUGCUUCAUGCCAAGAGUGA